This is a messenger RNA of Brassica oleracea var. oleracea, 429 nucleotides long. RefSeq names its product 3-oxoacyl-[acyl-carrier-protein] reductase FabG-like. Gene Ontology annotation, molecular function: oxidoreductase activity. Lineage: Eukaryota; Viridiplantae; Streptophyta; Magnoliopsida; Brassicales; Brassicaceae. The transcript has a single exon. Bases 22 to 429 code for a protein of 135 amino acids. The record is from RefSeq and is a predicted model, not a curated record.
UCCAAAUACGUGUGCAUUUUAAUGUGUGACGCUAAAGAAGGUGGUGGCUCGGUGAUAAACAUCUCAUCCAUUUCGGGGCUCAACCGCAGUUUAUCUUACGGUGCAGUCGCGUAUGCUAGUUCCAAAAGUGGUGUUGACACCAUGACAAGAGCGAUGGCUAUUGAGUUGGGUGUUUACAAUAUUAGAGUGAACUCGAUCGCACCGGGGCUUUUUAAGUCAGAGAUCACACAAGCUCUUAUCCAGAAAAAGUGGCUCAAGAACGUGACCGACCGGAUUGUUCCAUUAACAGCGGAACAGACCGUGGAUCCGGGACUCACCUCUCUCGUUCGCUAUCUAAUUCACGACUCUUCCCAAUAUGUCUCCGGCAAUGUAUUUAUCGUUGACGCCGGAGCUACAUUGCCUGGUCUGCCCAUUUUCUCUUCUCUAUGA